AUGGGUGUUCAGAAGACCAUCAUCUCCGAGGGCAGCGGCCCCUCUCCCCAGGUCGGCCAAAAGGUCACCAUCCAAUACACCGGCUGGAUCAAGGACGAGUCCAAGCCUGACAACAAGGGCGACCAGUUCGACAGCUCCGUCGGCCGUGGUGCCUUCGUCGUGAAUAUUGGUGUUGGCCAGGUCAUCAAGGGCUGGGAUGAGGGUGUUACCCAGAUGAAGGUCGGCGAGAAGGCCCUUCUCGACAUCACUCCUGACUACGGCUAUGGUGCCCGUGGCUUCCCCGGUGCCAUCCCUCCCAACGCCACUCUCCUCUUCGAGGUUGAGCUCCAGAAGAUCAACUAA
Molecule: messenger RNA, 342 nt
Organism: Fusarium musae
Lineage: Eukaryota; Fungi; Ascomycota; Sordariomycetes; Hypocreales; Nectriaceae
Gene: FPR1
Product: FK506 binding protein proline rotamase rapamycin-binding protein
Exons: 6
Coding region: 1-342 (113 amino acids)
Molecular function (GO): peptidyl-prolyl cis-trans isomerase activity
Source: RefSeq, a predicted model, not a curated record